Molecule: messenger RNA, 394 nt
Organism: Mycetomoellerius zeteki
Lineage: Eukaryota; Metazoa; Arthropoda; Insecta; Hymenoptera; Formicidae
Product: PI-actitoxin-Afv2a
Exons: 2
Coding region: 80-346 (88 amino acids)
Molecular function (GO): serine-type endopeptidase inhibitor activity
Source: RefSeq, a predicted model, not a curated record
UGCAAGCUAAUCGUCAGUAACGAGAUUUUCGAAAAAGUAUUCAUACGCAAGUGUUGUGGAAGUAUAUAAAUAUUGUAUAAUGCACGCGAAAAUGAAUCUUAAACUACGUUUAUUAUUUGUGUUUAUUAUCGUCUUUAUAUUAACGCACGAGAUCACAUCUGAGCAAUUAUAUCCAUCAAUAUGCCUGUUGCCUGUGAAACCGGGUUUUUGUAGAGCGGCUAUACCGAGAUACGCGUACAAUUCAGCUUCCGGACAAUGCGAACAAUUCAUAUAUACUGGCUGUCAUGCAAACGCAAACAAUUUCGAAAGUAUGACUGGGUGCGAAUUGACAUGUAAAACUAUAUAACGAUGGAUAAAAAUGUCAAGAAAGUACAGAUUUAAUAAGAAAUUUAUU